This is a messenger RNA of Micropterus salmoides (largemouth bass), 901 nucleotides long. RefSeq names its product REST corepressor 2-like. Gene Ontology annotation, molecular function: transcription corepressor activity. Lineage: Eukaryota; Metazoa; Chordata; Actinopteri; Centrarchiformes; Centrarchidae. Gene Ontology annotation, cellular component: histone deacetylase complex; transcription regulator complex. Gene Ontology annotation, biological process: regulation of transcription by RNA polymerase II; negative regulation of DNA-templated transcription. The record is from RefSeq and is a predicted model, not a curated record.
GGUGUUGUCCGUCUCCCCGGCUGCUACCAUCUACCCGAGCAGUUCACUUCAUUGUACUGACGGUGCUCAUCAAUUAGGCGAGAAUUAAGCCGUUUUAGAUGCAAUAGUAGUCUUUGAGCGCUUCGAAAGGGAUUAUAAACAGCCGGAAAGAGACGCAGAUAAGUUUUGAGUGCGGGCAGGCGGAGAGGAACGAAACACAGACAUGCCCUCCGUGAUGGAGCGCUCGGGGGCCGGGGUCCUGUCCAGGAGCAGAGCCAAGACCGUAACCAACGGCAACAGCCAGCCGCACUCUGAAGAAGAGAGCAGCGAUGAAGAGCAUGCUCAUGACAGCAUGAUCAGAGUGGGAGGAGACUACCAGGCUCAGAUCCCAGAGUUCAAACCAGACAGUCCAACCCGCUACAAUGAGAAGGACCAGAGGAGCAUGCUGGUCUGGUGUCCCAACAGUCACCUUUCUGAUGCAAUGUUAAUCCUGAUGGCGAAAGAGAAACAUGGAUACAACAUGGAGCAGGCUCUGGGCAUGUUGCUAUGGCACAAGCACGACGUGGAGCGCUCACUCGCCGACCUAGCCAACUUCACCCCGUUCCCAGACGAGUGGACAGUGGAGAAAGUGCUGUUCGAGCAGGCUUUCAGCUUCCAUGGCAAGAGCUUCCACCGCAUCCAGCAGAUGCUUCCAGAUAAGCUGAUCUCCAGGGUGAAGUAUUACUACAGCUGGAAGAAGACCAGGACCAGGACCUCGGUCAUGGACCGUCAGGCCAGGAGGCUGGUCAACAAAAGAGAGAAAGAUGACAGUAAUGAUGAUCUGGAGGAAGGUGACCCAGGCAGUGACAGUGACUUUGAGAUUGACACCAAGAAAGAGGCAGUGAAACAGAACCCCAACAACGCCAGCUCUGACAAGGCGACC